Molecule: messenger RNA, 3937 nt
Organism: [Torrubiella] hemipterigena
Lineage: Eukaryota; Fungi; Ascomycota; Sordariomycetes; Hypocreales; Clavicipitaceae
Source: the annotation of a GenBank genome assembly
GACCACACUUUAACCACUCCAAGUCGAAGAAUUGAGACGGCCUCUGUGUUCCACAUUUAUAAUUCAUUAUAAUGGGAGCAAAAGAUAAGAAAAAGGGCACCGAAGCCAAAAAGGCUCGCAAGGCUGAAAAGGCAGCAAAGCAAGCCAGCAAGGGCGAGAAAAAGGCCAAAACAAAGACAGCCAAGAUCGAGGGCAGUGACGCCGAAGAUGUCGACCUGGACGAAGUGCUAGAGGAAUAUCGCCGUCAGCAGGAACAGUUCCUCAAGGUGACAGAGACGGUCUGCGAAACUAUCCCUCGACCAAGAGCUUCUUCGGCCUUUAUUGCCUCCCCGACAGAUACAAAUAACCUUCUUCUCUUUGGAGGCGAAUACUUUAACGGCUCGCUCGCCCAGUUCUUUAACGACUUGCUCAUCUACAACAUUUCUCGUGACGAGUGGCGAAGCGUCACGUCUCCCAACGCACCAUUGCCUAGAUCCGGCCACGCAUGGACGAGAGCUUCCAACCCGAACCAUGUAUAUCUCUUUGGUGGCGAGUUCUCAUCCCCUAAGCAAGGUACCUUCCACCAUUACUCAGACUUUUGGAGACUGGAACCUGCGACUCGUGAAUGGACCAAGAUUGAAGUCAAGGGCAAGGACAAGAGCCCGUCGGCAAGAAGUGGACACCGAAUGACAUACUGGAAACAAUACAUUAUCCUGUUCGGCGGAUUCCAGGAUACUUCUAACCAGACAAAGUAUCUUGCUGAUCUUUGGAUCUUUGACACUGUCAACUUUGUGUGGCAUUCACCUGCGUUGCCCCCAGCACAGCUAAAGCCAGACGCUCGCUCUUCUUUUACCUUUUUGCCGACUGAGGAUGGCGCCGUUCUCUACGGUGGAUACUCCAGAGUCAAGACAACAGUAACCCUGAAGAAGAAGGCCUCGAAAGGACAAUCAAGUGCUGGUCAGAAAAAUGUUCUUAUUCCCAAGGUCCAUGAGGACUCUUUCUUUCUCAAACUCGUUCAGCCGGCAUCGGAUGCAGGCCCCAACACACCACCAUCGGUCCGAUGGGAGAAGCGAAAGAAGCCUGCUAAUACACCAGCACCAACACGUGCCGGAGCUACCAUGACCUGGCACAAGGGUCGUGGCAUUCUCUUUGGUGGCGUUCACGACGUUGAGCAGAGCGAAGAGGGAAUGGAGAGUGAGUUCUUCAACCAAAUGUUUGCUUGGAAUAUCGAGCGAAACAGAUUCAUGCCCUUGCCUCUGCGCAAGGCCCGCCAGCAGCAGAAGAGGGCACCUGCUGAACAGCGUGUAAAUCGCCGUGCACGUGGCCAAGCAAACGAGGAAGAGCUUCUGCGACAGCUUGCUGCUCUAGAGACGGGAGCCUCACUGGACGAUCUAGACGGCAUUGAGCUAGAAAAGAAAGAGGAAGAGGCUGAAGAUGCCGAACCAGUUCGCGAGAUGCCUGUUACUAUGGAGAUGCCUCACAUGCGCUUCAAUGCGCAGCUUGCUGUCCAAAACGAUGUGUUGUACAUUUACGGUGGCACGUAUGAAAAGUCUGACCGAGAGUUUACGUUUGAUGACUUGUAUGCCAUUGACCUCGUGAAGCUCGAUGGCUGCAAGGAAAUCUUUAACAAGCCUGUCGAGGACUGGGUGGAAUCCGAGGAUGAAGACGAUGAUGAGGACGACGAAUACGACGAUGAAGACGACGACGAUGAUGAUGAUGAGGACGAGGACGAAGAAGACGACCGGCCUCAGAAAUUCACUCCUAGCAAACGUGGAAAGAAACAAGAGGAUUCUGCGGAUGCCUCUGCUGAAGCCGCCGCGGCGCCUGUUGUGGAAGAAGAGGAAACCGAGGCGAGCGAGACUGUUGAUGACGGUCUGCCUCAUCCUAGACCUUUUGAAUCUCGUCGCGACUUCUUUGUUCGCACGUCUUCUGAGUGGCAGGAGAUUCUCAUGACGAACCUGCGCUGGAAGAACAUCCAGCCAGAGACGCUGACCGUAAAGGAAAUCAAGACCAAGGCGUUUGAACUGAGUGAAGAGAAGUGGUGGGACUGCCGCGAGGAGAUCACGGCCUUGGAAGAGGAGCAAGAGGCUGCUGGUAUCCAAGAGGUUGUCAGCCUGGCUGAGCGAGGCGAUGCCGGCGCUGGAGGAGCCAGGAGACGCUAGAGAAGCACUAUAUAUCCAUAAAUUUAUGCAUAGCAAACUGGUUCAACUUCUUUGGAUUUCACCGAUCUGUCUGUCUCUAUUCUCGUCAUCAUCAUGAUCUUCGUCGUAACUGUCGUUCUAAUCCCUCCCCAGCUCUACCUAAUACAUGAAUCGUCUACCCUUUCUGUAACACCACAAACUCCUCAAUAUAACCACCAAACGCCAUCGCUACACCCCAACUGUACAAAAUAAUCAACCAAUCACUUCAACGGUUCCUCUACGACGCCUGUAGGUGACCACCCAGCCUUCUUGCCCCUCAUCCAGAGCACUGCAUCCGCUGCCUUGCCAAUCAGUCACGCAGGAGACUUGGCCAUGGGAGGGUACUCUUUGCCGCCGCUCUCAAACUUGGGCUCACAGGAGCAGCGGUCAUUGGCAGCAACAGAGUCCAUUACUGAGGGCACAUGGCUGCCGCAUCCCCACCAGGUGGUUUUCUCUAUCAGCGGAGGUUAGCAUCGACAGAAACGGAGAAUUGGGUUGGAGAUGUGUGUAUGUCAUACUGCAAGUAUCGCAAGUAGCCUUUCUACACAUUUCUACUGUGUUUUGAAGCGCGUGGUCUGGAUCUUAGAAAGUGUAUAAGGAUGAUAUGAAUCAAUGGGAGAGUGUAGAAUGCAAGUGGCGAGAUGCAAGAAACGUCAAAAACGUCAAGCGGAGUCGAGCGGAGUUACCCACUCGCCGUUGCUACAAACGCUAAUAAACCAACUACACGAUAUAUUGUAAAUACUUUCUCAAUUUAGCAUUUGAAGUUGUUAUAUAUAUUAUGUGUUCUAUGCAUAUUUAGUGUGUAUAUAUGAUGGCAGAAUUAAAAAAAAAGGAAAAAAUCUCCAAAAACGUGUGUGGUGUAAUGUAUUCCCAAUCUUGUGCUCAAGUACACCAUAGCAUGCAGACUUGUCGUCGACAAAAUACACAUGGCAUCAUUAUUUACGCAUAUUUCUUCCCCAGAUUAUUGUCGCUUGCUAAUCUCGCUCUCGGCAAUGGCACGAAUCAAGUUACGCGCCACUUCGCGGCCGCGCUCGACCGAAGUUUCGGACGCAUCGGCGGGCACAUGCAGGAAGACGACCUUGCGGGGGCGGUUCUGCUUAAGAAGCAGCGCUUGGCUGGAGUAGUAGAUGAAGUCGCAGAGGUAGUGGCCGGCGUCUUCGGAGAUGCGGAGAUCGAAGUCCAUCUAAGUCACAGUCUGUUAGCACACAAACGUCCAUGUAUCACGCGGCGACAGAAUAUACCGGGCUGUUGCCCUGCCAUCUCAUGUGAAUAUCCUCAAUAUCGAGCUCGGACAAGAGCUCGUCAGGAAGCCCGUGCCAGAUCCAAUUCUCAUCGAGCUUGCCCUCGGUCUCAUCCUUUAGGAGCAGGCCAUCGACAUCCUUCUUGUCGUAUCCGGUGCGGUGGGCUCUGCGCUCAAUUUUAUACUGGAGCUCGGGUCCAGCCAUGCCAAUGUGAAUAGCCGCGUCAAUCUUGUGGCCCAUGUACUCGUUGCCGUCCCAGAACUUGGGCGUCAGACUGCGUACGUUAUCGUAGCCAACAUGGAUGGCCUCGGGGUGGACAAGAAUGCGCACGGGAGGCAGGUCGACGGCGAAUCGCGAUUUGGGCACCUUGGCAGACACGGUGGGGAGAUACUCGGGAAGACCCUUUGCAAUCUCCCACGAUGGAUUGACGGGAUACUGCUCGCGGAAUGGCUGAUGAUGAUGUCAGCGCACAGUUUGGGGUUUGAGGCGGCCGCAGGUACUUACGCCAAAGCCCGUGACGAGGAUGGUGAAUUCCUC